UAAAGAACCGGGGAAGUCCGGAAAAGGAAACAAGAUCGUAGAUCACUUAGGGCAUAUAAAGAGCUUCCUGAGGCACAGCCUCUCAGUACGAUUUUGCUUUUGGCCUUAGUUCUACACCACCGGGGUUUGAUCAUCUGAAAUUUACUUGGCAACAAAACGAUGUUCAUGAUGCAAUGGAAAAUUGCCUUAGCAGUGACAAUGGCAUUAAUCUUGAAUUUCGAGAAGGUUUCUGCUUUCCCAAAAUCUCAGAUUCUAUGGUUUGACGUCGGACCACAAAUUCGUAACUGCCGAGAUGUACAAAGACAAGGCAACACCACUAGUGGAAUCUACAUGAUUUUCCCAUACAAAUGUUGUCCUGAUGUCCCUCUUCAGGUCUUCUGUGACAUGGAGACAGAUGGUGGUGGAUGGACUGUUAUUCAACGUCGGGAUGACAUUGAACCAAGAGAAGACUUCUAUCGUACCUGGAUGGAAUAUGCCCUUGGCUUUGGUAACCUGAAGGGAGAAUUCUGGUUAGGAAAUGACAACAUCCACGCCUUAACGGAUCAGACACUGAAUGAAAUAAGAUUCGAUUUAGCUGACUUUAAGGACAAUACACGAUGGGCCAAUUACAAGUUUUUCUAUGUCCACGACCGAAGUUCAUCUUAUAAACUGGAGGUUGUGGAAUAUAGUGGAGAUGCCGGGGAUUCCUUUACAACCCACAGUGGGAUGAAGUUUUCGACCAAAGACAACGAUAACGAUAUGCGUCCUUCAUAUAGCUGUUCAGUUACGUACAAAGGGGCCUGGUGGUACAAGGCAUGUCAUGGAUCAAACCUUAAUGGGAAGUAUCUCUCUGGAAACCACACAUCCUUUGCCGAUGGGGUAAACUGGCAGGCAUGGCUCGGUCAUUAUUACUCUCUUAAGAAGACAGAGAUGAAAAUUAGACCUGUUAAUUAAGAUUUGAAUUUUUCGUCUCGAAAUAUUCAUCUCAUGGACAGGUAGCAGAAUCUACUACCUUUAAUAUUCACUUGCUUCUAAUUCGUGUGUGCUAAAGAACAGUAAUAUUGUGUAUGAAGAUAGUAGACAUUAAUUAACAAAAGGUAUUCCUUUCGCUUUACUAACAAUACAGGAUAAAUAGGUUCUAGCAGAUAGUUACGCUUACAGAAUAAUAGCAAACGUUUCUGUUAGAAUACUAGACAAAAAAUAAAACUAUCCAUCCUUUUCCAAAACCAUGUGAAAGUUUACUUUUUUCAAAUGACACGGACAAAUCGUAUUAAUACUGAUAAUAGUAAUGCUUAUUGUGUAAAUAAUAUCAUGACAUAAAAACAAUAUUUUAAUAAAGGGAAGAGAAAUUA
Molecule: messenger RNA, 1331 nt
Organism: Macrobrachium nipponense
Lineage: Eukaryota; Metazoa; Arthropoda; Malacostraca; Decapoda; Palaemonidae
Product: techylectin-5A-like
Exons: 4
Coding region: 160-933 (257 amino acids)
Source: RefSeq, a predicted model, not a curated record